This is a messenger RNA of Orbicella faveolata, 1660 nucleotides long. Its product is annotated as coadhesin-like. The record is from RefSeq and is a predicted model, not a curated record. NCBI's taxonomy places the organism in Eukaryota, Metazoa, Cnidaria, Anthozoa, Scleractinia, Merulinidae.
CGUAAUAAGGGUCGCACAUGGGGAGCCAAGCAACACUGAAACAGAGGCCUUCCUCGACGCUGCUCAGUUGCGCCGUCGGACAUAGACUAUAGGGUGAGGUAACAUUUAAUUUGUACUCCAACUAUCAUCGUUUAAAGUUUUAUUCAUCUAUCGCCGAAGAAUUCUUGACGUCAUGUACUUGCUGUGGCUCCUGGCCCUCUUUAUGUUCUCCUUGUCUUCAGACUUCCAGGAAGUACAAGGAGGCUGUGCUGGCCGGAUGCUGGAUAUUGCCAUUCUCGGGGACAUAUCUAAGAGUUUGAAUCGCGAUGACCUUUCAAAGUUCAGAAAAGUUGUUAUUGCCAUGAUAAAGAGAAUAGGCGUGGAACCCAAAGGCAAUCAUUUUGGUCUCAUCACGUUUGCUAAUUCGGCCUGGCGACACAAUCUCUUUAAGCAAACUAAAUAUCAGGACGAAGAAAAACUACUCGAGCUGGUGAGAGAGAAGAUUAAGAACAUUGCCAAAAAAGUGGGCACCCGCACUGACUCAGCCCUUAGAUUAGCUCGGAGCGACCUGUUUAACCCUGAUAACGGAGACAGGAAAGAAGCCGAUAAUCUAUUGUUCCUUUUCACGGAUGGAAAACCCUACGGACAUAAUACCGCCGAUAAAGAACUUUUCCAACGACUAUCGCAAAAUUUGGAGGUAAGUGAACGUUCUUUAAUAACAUAACAUGACUUAUCUUUGAAAUGACUUAAAGAUUUUGUAACAUUUUCGUAAAAUAGUGGAGAAUGAGCAGUCUAGUGUACCAUGAGAAAAACAACCGGAACUACAACCUCAAGGCAUUGCAGCACUAGCCAUAAACAUUCUCUUUUUUUACCAGAAGAUUGUUUUCCUGGCCCAGGCUGAAUAUUCUUAUUCUUCUGCCGAUUCUAGGCUCAAAAUAUUCUUUGAAUAUUUUUAGAUUAUAGGAAUAAAAAGUGGACUAUGCCCACAAAACGUCAAAUUAUCUGUUCUAUCAUGACUUUGAUGGCAUUGAAGUCAUUUUUGAGCCAGACUGCAGGCAAUACAGCCUGAUAUGACAUACAUAAAUCUUGCAGAAAUGUUAUGACAUCGAACCUACGCCUAGUGCUGUUUUUGUUGUUUUUUUUUUUGGCUGAGUUUGCCGCUCAGGGAAGGAAGAAUUUUUAUACAGUUUUUUUUAUUGUAUUAUAUCGUGUUUACAAUUUUUUUUUCAAAACAAACAAAUGAUGUGUUUUUUUUUUCAAAAUCUCAGCGUCGGCUUCAUUCUUAAAAUAUUCUAAAAUUUUCGUAAAUUUUAGCCUCGAUAUUGUUAUAAAGUAUAUUCUUGUAAAAAGAAACAGUUUAUGGCGUAUAGUCAACCAAGAUAACACGUUAUGGUGCUGGUUUUUCCUGAGCUCUUCAUUGAAUCUGCUUGCUCAAAUGUUCGAUAGGCUUUAACAAUCAUUCUCGUGGCAAAUAAUCAGUGUCUUUUUGACAAAUGUCCAAAACAAGAAAAGAGUAAAAAACACAAUGCACCGGGUAAAAAAUAUUCACUUGAUGAUUUGCGUUUUAUCGUGACUCUAUUAUUUACAUUCUUCUUCAUACAGGCAAUGGCCUUACUGUAAUGCUUAAGGUGAUUCCCUAGCAAAUGAACUCGCCAUAGAUUUCCGAUGAAACUUGGUAUGC